Molecule: messenger RNA, 2804 nt
Organism: Perca fluviatilis (European perch)
Lineage: Eukaryota; Metazoa; Chordata; Actinopteri; Perciformes; Percidae
Product: inactive all-trans-retinol 13,14-reductase
Exons: 11
Coding region: 82-1821 (579 amino acids)
Source: RefSeq, a predicted model, not a curated record
UGAAAAAUAAACCUGCCACUGCUGUGAACACUCUACACUGCCAUAGUGAGUUCAGAAAAAGCAAUUCAAAUUGUCUCCACAAUGUGGUUCUUAAUUUUCUUAGUCUUGUUGGUUAUAUGGGCCGGUGGCACAUACCGGUACCUGUAUGGGACACCGAGCCCUUUCUCCCUGGAGUCAGUGAGACCUCCUGGACCUCGAGAGUUUGAUCAGAAGAAGCGGGACAAAGUUAUCAAGCAAGGUUUCCGCCUUGACAAAGUGCCCCAGAACCUGGACGUCAUUGUCAUCGGGAGUGGUAUCGGUGGGCUGGCAGCUGGAGCCACACUGGCCAAAGCAGGGAAGAAAGUCCUAGUGCUGGAACAACAUUACCAAGCAGGAGGCUGCUGCCACACCUACAUAGAGAAAGGCUUUGAGUUUGAUGUUGGGCUUCACUACAUUGGUCAGGUUGGUGAGAACAGUCUGCUGCGCGUCGCCUUCGACCAGAUCUCCGAGGGCCAGUUGGAGUUCCAUGAACUAAAUCAACACUUUGACACCAUCCAUAUUGGCCUUGGCGAUGAGAAACGAGAGUACACCAUUUUAUCUGGUAAAACUGAAAUGAAAGCCCAUCUGAUGAAGCAAUUCCCUGAUGACACAGAGGCCAUCGAAACAUUCUUCAAAAUCAUGAAGGUCUCAGCUAAGCAUGCUUACUACCUGGCAAUUCUAAAGCUGAUCCCGCAGUGGGUCUCUUUAUUCCUGCUGAAGUCAGGCAUCGGAAACCUCGCCUCGUCGGUCUUCCGCCUCUCUGGCACAUGUGCAACAGACUUUGUGAACACCCUGACCAGCAACAAGGACCUCCACGUCAUCUUUGCUUAUCUUUUCUAUGGUGUGCCUCCAAAGGACUCCAGUAUUAUGAUCAAUGCCCUCCUGAUUCAUCACUACAAACGAGGUGCCUUCUACCCUAAAGGUGGUGCCAGUGAGAUCGCCUUCCACAUCAUCCGCACCAUUCAGAAAUAUGGAGGAAACUGCCUGGUCAGAGCUCCCGUCUCCAGGAUUCUGGUUAAUGAGAAGGGAGAAGCUUAUGGUGUGAAAGUGAGGAAAGGUCAGGAGGAAGUGGAGGUUCUUGCACCUGUGGUUGUUUCAAACUGUGGCAUCUUCACCACCUUCCAGAAACUUCUUCCCCCUGAGAUUCGAGUCAAGACAGAUAUUCAGGAAAGACUGGACAUAAUGAAACAUGGCAGAGGAUCCUUUUUGGUCUUCUCUGGCUUUGAUGGAACUGAAGAGGAGUUGGGCCUCAAGUCCACAAACAUCUGGCUGUUCAAAGACAAUGACAUGGACAAGUCGAUGAAUGACUUCUUUGCAUUGAGCAAAGAGGAAGCACCAGAUAAUAUCCCCAUGAUGAUGAUCACAAUACCAUCUUCCAAAGACCCAGAAGCCAAAAUAAGACACCCUGGUACAAACACCCACUACUUUUUUUCUACUGUAGACAAAAAUGAAUUCCCUAAAAUCAGAGAUAAGUUGGUAUUCCAGGAGGUGGCGACCCCACUGACCAACAUGCACUAUUUGGGUGCCCAGCGUGGAGCCAUGUACUCCUCAGAGCACAACCUAGAGCGUUUCCGUGCCGAGACUGUGGCGAGGAACAGGUGCAGCACCCCUGUCAAAAACCUCUACAUCUCAGGUCAAGACGUGUUCAGCUGUGGGAUAGCAGGCGCUCUGCAUGGUGGACUCCUCUGUGCCUCUGCGGUAUUGGAUCACAUCGUCUACCUUGACUUGGUCGUCCUCAAGAAGACGCUGAAGAAGAGGAAAGCCAGAGAGUUGGCCCAGCUGGCUAAAAAGAAACUGCAGUGAGAGUGCUUUCUACUUCCCCUGUAGGACAAUAGUGAAACUGCACAAACCAGGACUGCAAAAGGACCCUUGAUUGUUGUAGGAACACACCAGCACUGAGUCCCAGAUCUAUUCUAUACACUAAUAUUAUAAAGUCUAAACGUACUAAUGCCAAUAGUGUACUUUUCUUACAGUUACAAGGAAGUUAUGUUAUGUUCUGUUUGUACUAAAAGGAAAUAAUACAGCUGCGAUAAACACAGUUUCUACUAAAAACAUAAAAAAAUAGCCAAAACAAGUAUUAGUGUUUUGUGUGUUCUGAGCUGAGAAUGAAGACCAGAAUACUCAUGUGAUCCUGGUAGAUCAUUCAGUCCGAUGGUGAUCUAUGCCGACAUACUAGAUUGACUAGUCUUCAGCAACUACCACAAUAAAGUACACAGAGUGCUGUUAAAUAGUCCAUAUGUUUGCAUCAUAUUUCGGCACAUUUAGCUGGUUACUACUUUAUCUUAGAACUGCUACAAGUUCUCACUUUGUUUGCUUUCGAGGUUGUUGCAAGUGCUAAUCAUGCACUAUGUCUUAACAUGGCAAUACAAAAUGCUAAAGAGAUAGCAUGCUCUACCACAGGCUUAAAAAAUUAUUUUGGCUACAAUUCAUAAUAAUUCAUUAAAGAGGAAGGUGACAAAAUGCGAUGAGAAAGGACUGAGCAUCUCAUUUACAAUACUGCAAUGAUAAUGUACUAUAUACCUCAGGAGCUAGGGAUGGUUUUGGUGGGUUUUGCUGAUGCUGUGUCACUUUGCCUGAGAAGGUAACUACAAGUAACCACAGUGUUUAAACACUCAUAACGAACAAUAUCUUGGCGUGAAUAAGCUGUACCUACAUGACCAUAUUUGCUAUCUUAACUCUCCAUCAUUUUUAUGGGAAAUGGUAGGUUUACUAUUUAUUCGAUUAUCUAUAAAAAUCUAGUAAGCCUACAGUGCUUUUCUUAUUGUGAUUGAGUAUACAAAAAGAUC